Messenger RNA from Emiliania huxleyi CCMP1516, 22076 nucleotides. RefSeq names its product polyketide synthase (gene PKS8). Gene Ontology annotation, molecular function: oxidoreductase activity; phosphopantetheine binding; fatty acid synthase activity. Lineage: Eukaryota; Haptophyta; Isochrysidales; Noelaerhabdaceae. The record is from RefSeq and is a predicted model, not a curated record. The transcript has 11 exons. Gene Ontology annotation, biological process: fatty acid biosynthetic process. The coding region runs from base 1 to 21957 and encodes 7318 amino acids.
AUGCCGCCGCCUCCAUCGGCCGUGCCCAGCAGCUCGCACCGCCGUGGCACUGUGCACGAGUCCGACCCGGACGUUGCCGGCGACGACGCCACCGCGGCCAAGGAGCCAGAAAGCUUCGUGUCGCUCUUCGAAGCCAACGUCGAGAAGCUUGGAGGGCAGAGGCUCUAUACGUGGCACUCCUCGGCAGAGUGCACCGGCGAUAUCGUUUGGAGCUACACCGAGCUGGCGCAGCGAGGACGCGCCGUCUGCUGUGCGCUGCGGCGGCGGUGGGAGGUCGGCGACGGCGCCCGGGUCAUGCUCAUCUAUCCGCCAGGCCUCGACUUCCUCGUCGCAUUCUUCGGCUGCCAAUACGCCGCCGUGAUCGCCGUGCCCUACUACCCGCCCAUCAUCCCGGCGAGCCCGAUGCCAUCCGCUGGCGCCAAGAAGAUGCUCGCCGACGGCUUGGCCAAGGUGGUUCGCAUCUACAGCAGCUGCCACCCGGAGCUGCUGCUCUCCACGACAAUGUGCGCCCUCGCCCGGCUGCCGCCGCGGCAGCUGCCGGCCGCGGGCAGCUCGGGGCUGGCCGGACCCACCCGUGGCAGCCCACGCCCCACCCCUCCCUCGAUCGCUUUUCUCCAAUUCACGUCCGGGUCGACGGGCCACCCGAAGGGCGUGAUGAUCUCGACCAACAACCUCGUCAACAAUAUCCUCGCCAUGCGGCAGACGACGCGCCGCAUCCACCCGGUCGAGUCCAUCUGCAUGGUGUCGUGGCUGCCGCAGUACCACGACAUGGGCAUCAUCGGCGCAACACACAUCGCCGCCGACCUCAUGUCGCCCGCCACGUUCCUGCAGCACCCGGUCGCGUGGCUGCGCGCAAUCUCAAAGCUACACAAGACGCACCAGGUCUUCACCGCGUCGCCAAACUUCGGGUAUAUCCUGUGCCUCCGCCGCAUCAAAGAGGAGAAGCUGCAGGGCCUCCGCCUCAACCACUGGAAGUGCGCCCUAAACGGCGCAGAGCCGAUCCGCGCCGAGACAUUGCGCGAGUUUGGCGCGCGCUACGGCGCUUACGGCUUCGAGCCGACGGCGUGGGGCUGCUCGUACGGGCUGGCCGAGAAUUGCGUGUACGUCGCCGGCACGAUGGAGCGGCCCGCCACGCUGCAGGUGCGGCGCGGGCUGUGGGCCGGAGACGUUGCGUGGCCUGCGGAGGAGGGCGACGGCGCGCUCUUCGAGUGCCCCGGCUGCUUCUUUCAGCCGGAGUGGCGGACGCACCAGUCGGUCCGGAUCGUGCACCCGGACUCGCUGGAGGAGAUGGCCGACGGGACCGUCGGAGAGAUUUGGGUCGGCGGCCAAUCGGUCGCGCGCGGCUACUGGGAUUUGCCCGAGGUGUCGCGCCAUACUUUUGGGGCGCAGCUGGCCGAGGCGGACGGCCCGGUGCACAUGCGGUCCGGCGAGCUCCGAGCGCCCUCCCGCGGGGACCCGGUUGUACGUCGUCGCAUCAAGGACGUGCUCACCAUGCGGGGCCGGACACUUCACGCGCACGACAUCGAGGGGCAUGCCGAGCGCGGCUCGGGCGCUCUUCGACCGGGCUGUUGCGCCGCGUUCUCGAUCCAGCCUCCGGAAGAGGAAGGAGAGGUGCUGGUGUUGAUGGCCGAGCUGCGGCCAGAGCAGGCCAACAACAGCGAGGCGGAGCUGCUGGCGGUGGUCCGUGACGUGGUCAAGGCGGUCAAGGACGGAGAGGGCAUCAAGCCGCACGCACUCGUUCUCCUCAAGGCCCGCGCCAUCCUCAAGACCACAUCCGGCAAGCUCCGCCGGCGCGAGCUGCGAGAGGCCUACCUGCAGAUGGCCCAGGUCCGCGCUACGGGCGCCGAGCCGACGCGGCAGCGGUUGCUCAUCCCGAUGCAAGCGGUCGUCCUUCACUGGGACGUUUCCCUCGCCGGGCUCGAGGAGCCGCAGGAGCAAACCCGCGAUGGGGAGUCGACGCCGCCGCAGGGCCACAACAGCUCGCGCUCGCCUUCGAACAGCAAAGAGGGGUGGUGGGUGCAUCGGCGCGACGCCCUCGAGCGGAGCCCGCCACGGUUCGAAGAGGCACCGUCGCCCCAAGGAACGGCCGGCGCACCCGUGGUGACUGAGAAGCCGAUCUUGCCAGCGUCGCCAGAGACGCGGGCGGAGGCUGUGCUUCCGCCGCCGCCUCCGCCGGGGGGGCAGUCCCUGUACGCCAACCCCAUCAGCUUGGAAGACCUGUACGCGCUCGCUGUCGAAUGCCUCGGCUCGGACCUCUCGCCGGAUGCACCGCUGAUGGACGCCGGCUUCGACUCUGCAAACGCGCUCGAGCUCCAGGGCGAGCUCACCGAGCGCCUCGGCGUCUCGGACCUGCCGGAGACGCUCAUGUUCGACUACCCCACCCUGCGCCAGAUGGCGGCGCAUUUCAACUCGUACACCACGACGGCGCUGCCGGCGGAGGAGGCGUGGAACCAGGACACGCGAGGCCUCGCCGAUGCGCCCGUGGCAACCGUCGGCGCGAUGCGCGGCGCGCUUGCCGGCGGUGUCUCCACGAUGGCGGCGCUGGAGUCCAUGGUCGGAACCGCCGCCGACAGGAUCACGGAGGUGCCGCUGGCCCGCUGGGACCUCGGCAAGCAGCACGCAGCCAGCGACCUGAUCGGCUUGCGCGCCCGGCACGGCGGGUUCGUGGACAACGCGGAGCUCUUUGACAACGCCUUCUUCAGCAUUUCGCCGGCCGAGGCCAGAGACAUGGAUCCCCAGCAGCGGCUGCUCCUCGAGCAGGGGUACGCGGCGCUGCACGGCGCCGGCUCGGUUCGCGAUUCUCUGGUGGGUCGCGUGGCGGGUGUCUAUUUGGGCAUCGCCGGGAGCGACUUUCAGCACAUGGUGACGCGCACACCUGUGCACCUACGCGGUGUGUACACUGCGACGGGCAGCAGCCACUCGGUCGCCGCAGGCCGCAUCUCGUUUGUGCUCGGGAUGCAGGGCCCGUGCGUGUCGUACGACACCGCGUGCUCGGCGGCGCUAGCGGCGAGCCACGGGGCGCUGCGCGCGCUUCAGCACAAGGAGUGCACUGAAGGGCUUGUCGUGGGCGUGAGCCUCAUGCUCCUUCCAGAUUGCCACCUGACUUUCGCCAUGGCCGGCAUGCUCUCCGCCGGCGGCCACUGCCACACCUUCGACUCGCGCGCGGACGGGUACGCGCGUGGCGAGGCGUGCUGCGCAGUCGCGCUUCAGAUGAGGGACGCCGACAGCUCAGCGGCCCUUCGUUUCCUCGGCAGCUGCGUGCGGCAGGACGGCAAGAGCGCGAGCCUGACGGCGCCCAACGGCCAGGCGCAGCAGGCCCUUCUAAAGGCCGCGCUCGCCGACGCAUCCGUGCACACCGAGCAAGUAGCUUGCGUGGAGGCUCACGGCACGGGCACGGCAUUGGGCGACCCGAUCGAGACGCGGUCAUUGGCGCACAUAAUCUCAAAACGCAUGGCUGAUGAGGCGCUCGCGUUGGGCAGCGUCAAGGCGAACGCCGGGCACACCGAGCCAGCUGCGGGCAUCACGGGUCUGCUGCGGCUUGCCCUGAGCUUGCAGGACGGCCUUGGUGCCCCGAAUGGCCAGCUGCGCGCGAUCAAUCCGCACGUUGGCAAUUCGCUAAAGGGAAUCGCUUGCGCGCUUCCGACCCAGCUGUCGGCCGCGCCAAUAUGUGCGGCCCAGACGGGAAGCGAUUGCGCCGGCGGCGUGAGCUCGUUUGGGUACAGCGGCACGAUCGUGCACGCGCUGCUCCAGGACGACGGCGUGGCGCGUGGCGCGGGCAGGCCGGCGGCGGCUUCGUCGCCGCAUUACGUGCGCCGGUCUUUCGCGUGGUCGGAGCAGGCGCAUCCGCUAGCGCAGGGGGUGGACGCGGCGGCGCCGAGCGGGCUCGUUCGCUACGCAUCACCGGCAGCCGGCGCACUGCGUAGCUUGUCGGCGGACCACAUCGUCCAGGGCCGCGUCGUCUUCCCUGGCGCCGGCUACCUCGAGAUGGCGCGCGCGGCGAGCGACGCUGCGACCGACGCGGCGACCGACGCGGCGAGCAGCUUGCUCCGGCGCGUCUUCUUCCUGCAGCCCCUCUUGCUCGACGGCGACGUGGCACAGUUGCGCGUGGUGUGCGAGCUCAACGCGGCGGAGGAGCGCUUCGAGGUGCGAAGCGAGCUCACCGAGGAAGGGGCAAGCACCGCCCAUUGCGGCGGCUCGACGGGUGCGGCGCCGCCGGACGACGAGCGGCGGCGCCCACAGCCGGCUGCGGUGCGCGGGAGCUGCGGGGCGGCGGUGAGCGCCGCGGACCUGUACUCCGCGUUCCGGGGGAUGGGCCUCGAGUACGGCCCUGCGUACCGCACGCUCGCGGGCAUGUGGGCGUCGCCAGCUUCGGGUGCUGCGGUGGGGCAGCUGCGGCGGCGCAGGCGGCUGCAGGGCACCUCCGUGCACCCAGCCGACCUGGACGGCGCGCUGCAGCUGACGGCGCUGCUCGCGACUGGCGCGGCGUCGGAGGUGCGGCUGCCGUUCUCGGUCGAGUCGGCAGCGCUGCGCGGCGCACGCGGCCACUUGUGCCCGGUGGCGGAGCGGCAGUCGGCGAGCACGACUCGCGUCGCUCUGGUGAGUCAGAGCCGACGCGGCGGAGGCGGCGCGCAUUUGUCGGGCUUCGAGACGCGAGCCCUCAAGGCCGGCGCCGCCGCGCGGCCGGCUGCGCCGAAGAGGCACCUGUACGUGACGGCGUGGACAGCGCGCGCGCUGUCUGCCGACGCCGGCCCCGAGGCGGCGGCGGCAUCAUCGCUGGUCCUCUCUGGAGCGGUGUCGAGCGUCGCGUCCGGCGCGGGCGCCACUCGUGCGACGGCGGCGGCGGCUGGCGGGCCUCGCUCUGUCGCGUUUGCCGCGGGGGUCGGCGGCGCCCGCGCCGAGCGCGAUUCGCUCGCCGUGAUGGCGGCCGCCUUUGACAUCGUGCGGGCCCACACCGCCAAGGUCGCGCUGCCGGUGUGGCUGCUGACGAGCCGCGCGUUCGGCGCCCGGCCAUCGGGCGGGUCUGGCGCGUCCGCGCACGCGGGCAUGAUGGGUUUGGCCCGCCAAGUGCGGUCCGAGGCGCCGACGUGCCGCCUGCCAGUCAUUGACCUCGACGCCGCCGCGGCAGUGGCGGGCUCGGCGGCGGCCGCCGCGAUGCUUGGGCUGGGGUACUCGGGCUUGCCUGAGCCCGAGGUCGCUUUCGACGCCGGCCGGCCGCGCGUGCCGCGGCUGGCCGAGGCGCCCGGCUCAAUCAGCGGGCCUGUUCGGAUGCACUUCGACGCGCGCGGCGCGGUGUCGAACCUCCGGAUCGUGCCUCAGGCCGAGGAGAGCUCCCCGCCCGCGGACGGCGAGGUCGAGCUGCGCGUGCGAGCGGUCGGUCUCAACUUCCGCGACGUGCUCAACGUCCUCGGCGUGUACCCCGGCGACCCCGGUCCUCCCGGCAGCGACUGCGCUGCAGACGUGGCUCGCUGCGGCGGCGGCGCGCCGCACCUGCGCGUGGGCGACGCUGUGCUCGGCCAUGGCCUGGCGGCGCUGGCAUCGUUUGCGCGGAGCGACUCGCGGCUGAUGGCGGCGAUCGACGACUCGCUGACGGUCGAGCAGGCGUGCACCCUGCCGACGACGUGGUGCACGGUUCACAUGUCGCUCCUCGCGUCGCGGCCUCGCGCGGGCCACCACGCGCUGCUGCAAGCGGGCGCCGGUGGCGUUGGCCUCGCAGCGGGCGAGUACACACAUUGGGUCGGCACGCGCGCAAGCGUGACGGUCGGCCGGCCGUACAAGCAUUGGUAUUUGCAUGGCAUGGGUCUGCGCGGCGAGACGCUCAGCUCGCGCGACGGCGGCGCGUUCCUCGCCGGCGCGGCGGCGCUCGUCCGCGCGUCGCGGCUGCGCUUCGUGCUCAACAGCUUGUCCGCCGACUUCAUCGCUGGCUCGUUUGCGCUGCUGGGCGAGGGCGGCUGCUUGUGCGAGAUCGGCAAGCGCGCGGUGUGGAGUGCGGAGCGGCUGCGGAGCGCGUCGCUUGCGCGCUACGUGGCGAUCGCGCUCGACAGCACGAUCGAGCAGACGCCGGUGUGGAUGCGGGGCACACUCCAGCGGCUGUCUGCGCGCGCGGCGGCGCGCGUGCUGCACGGGCUGCCACUGCAGAGCUUCGGGCUGGAGCGCGGCCUGCUCUCCGCGUUCCGCAGCCUGCAGGCCGGCACAAACACCGGCAAGGUGGUCAUCCUCAUCCCCGCCACCGCCACCGCGCCGCCGCGCGACACGCAUCUGCUCUCUGGCGGCACCGGCGGGCUCGGCCUGCUGACGGGCCGGUGGCUGGCCGCGGGCGGGGCCUCCACGGUUGUGCUCGCGGCGCGCGGCGGCGCGGUGUCGGAGGCGGACGGCGCGCGGCUGCGGAAGGCGCGGCCGCAAUGCUCCGUGUGCGUGGCGCGCGCCGACGCGGCGGAGCUGGCCGACAUCCGGCGGCUGGUGAGCGGGGCGCGUUGUGGCGAGGCGGGUCGGCUCGCGGGCUUGUGGCACGCGGCCGGCGUCCUAUCCGACGGGUUGCUGCGCGCCCAGACGGCGAGCACGCUCCGCCGCGUGUACGCUCCAAAGGUACACGGCGCCUGGGGCUUGCAGCUUGCGUGCGCCGCGGCGCCGCUCGAUGCGUGCGUCCUCUUCUCGUCCAUCGCGUCGCUGAUCGGCGGCGGUGGGCAGUCCAACUACGGCGCGGCGAACGGUUGCCUCGACUCGCUUGGCGUGUGUCGGCGGCAGCGCGGCCAGGCGGCGUCGAGCGUGCAGUGGGGGCCGUGGGCGGACGUGGGCAUGGCCGCGAGCAGCUCGGUCAACGCGCGGAUCCAGGCGUCGGGCAUGGGCCUGAUCGGGCUGGAGCAGGGCGCGACGGCGUUCCGUGCAGCGCUGCUGCCGGGCGUGCCGGCCGUGAUGAGCUUGGUCGUCCUUUCGUGGGGCAAGUUCCUCGGUCUGAUGCCGACGGUGCCGCCGCUGCUGGAAGGGUACGCCUCCCGCAAGGCGGCGCCGGCGGCGACUGGCGGGGCGUCUGAGAGCCGCGUCGUGACGCUCGAGAUGAUCAUGGAGUCGCUCGAGUCGACCAUCGGCACGGGCGUGGAUGCGGACGCGCCGCUGAUGGAGGCUGGCCUCGACUCGCUUGGAGCGGUCGAGCUCGGCAACCAGCUGCAGCAGGCGUCGGGGCAGACGCUGCCGUCGACGCUCAUCUUCGACUACCCGACGGCGCGGCAGCUCGCGGCGUACUUCGAGAGCUCCUCCAAGUCUGCCGGCGGCAGCGACGAGGCGGCCGGCGCGGCGACGUCCGCCGCCACGGCGCGGGCGGCUGCGACGCCGUUCAGCGCGGGCAGCUCGAGCACGUCUGGCGUGGUGCGCGUGUGCGGGCUGAGCGCCAUGAUGCCAGGGCGGGUCGGCCUUGUGAGCGGACUGGCGCAGAUGGCGUCGUGCGGCAGCGACCUGAUCUCAGAGGUGCCGCUCGGGCGCUGGCGGGUCGGCGGGCCAGGCUUCCCGGAUGGCGUGAUCGGCCAGCGCGCCCGGUACGGCGGCUUCCUGAGCGACGCGGAGCUCUUCGACAACGCGUUCUUCAGCGUGUCGCCGUCCGAGGCGGGGGCGAUGGACCCCCAGCAGCGGCUGCUCCUCGAGCGCUCGUUCGAGGCGCUGCACGGCGCGUCGUUCCAGAGGACCUCCCUGAUGGACCUGGUCGCCGGCGUCUUCCUCGGCGUCGCGGCGAACGACUUUGCGGAGGUCGUGCGGACGACGCCGUCGCUCGCGCGCAGCGUGUACGCUGCGACGGGCAGCAGCCACUCGGUCGCCUCCGGGCGCAUCUCGUUUGUGCUCGGGAUGCAGGGCCCGUGCGUGUCGUACGACACCGCGUGCUCGGCGGCGCUGGCGGCGAACCACGCGGCGCUGCGCGCGCUCCAGCACCGCGAGUGCGUCGCCGCGCUCUCGGUCGGUGUGAGCAUGAUGCUCCUCCCCGGCGUCGGCAUCACCUUCGCCACCGCCGGCAUGCUCUCCGCCGGCGGCCACUGCCACACCUUCGACUCGCGCGCGGACGGGUACGUGCGUGGCGAGGCGUGCUGCGCCGCGACGCUGCGCGUCAGCAGCUUUGCCGCGCACGACACGCUGCGACUGGUCGGCAGCUGCGUGCGGCAGGACGGCAAGAGCGCGAGCCUGACGGCGCCCAACGGCCAGGCGCAGCGGGCGCUGCUGUGGGCCGCGCUCGCCGACGCCGCGAUGCUGAGCGACCAGGUGGCUUGCGUGGAGGCUCACGGCACGGGCACGGCGCUGGGCGACCCGAUCGAGGCGCGCUCGCUCGCCUCGCUGCACACGGGGCGGCAGGACGACGAGGCGCUCGCGGUGGGGAGCGUCAAGGCGAACGGCGGGCACGCCGAGCCAGCGGCGGGCAUCACGGGUCUGCUGCGGCUGGCGGUCGGUGUGCGUGACCGGGUGGCGCCGCCGAACAGCCAGCUGCGCGCCGUCAACCCGCACGUGGUGGAGGCGUUCGACGGCAUCUCGUGCACGCUUCCGACCCAGCUGUCGGCCGCGCCGGCGUGCUACGCGCAGGCGAGCGGGCUCUGCGCCGGCGGCGUGAGCUCGUUUGGGUACAGCGGCACGAUCGUGCACGCGCUGCUCCAGGACGACGGCGUGGCGCGUGGCGCGGGCAGGCCGGCGGCGGCUUCGUCGCCGCAUUACGUGCGCCGGUCUUUCGCGUGGUCGGAGCAGGCGCAUCCGCUAGCGCAGGGGGUGGACGCGGCGGCGCCGAGCGGGCUCGUUCGCUACGCAUCACCGGCAGCCGGCGCACUGCGUAGCUUGGUGGCGGACCACAUCGUCCAGGGCCGCGUCGUCUUCCCUGGCGCCGGCUACCUCGAGAUGGCGCGCGCGGCGAGCGACGCGGCGACCGACGCGGCGACCGACGCGGCGAGCAGCUUGCUGCGGCGCGUCUUCUUCCUGCAGCCCCUCUUGCUCGACGGCGACGUGGCACAGUUGCGCGUGGUGUGCGAGCUCAACGCGGCGGAGGAGCGCUUCGAGGUGCGAAGCGAGCUCACCGAGGAAGGGGCAAGCACCGCCCAUUGCGGCGGCUCGACGGGUGCGGCGCCGCCGGACGACGAGCGGCGGCGCCCACAGCCGGCUGCGGUGCGCGGGAGCUGCGGGGCGGCGGUGAGCGCCGCGGACCUGUACUCCGCGUUCCGGGGGAUGGGCCUCGAGUACGGCCCUGCGUACCGCACGCUCGCGGGCAUGUGGGCGUCGCCAGCUUCGGGUGCUGCGGUGGGGCAGCUGCGGCGGCGCAGGCGGCUGCAGGGCACCUCCGUGCACCCAGCCGACCUGGACGGCGCGCUGCAGCUGACGGCGCUGCUCGCGACUGGCGCGGCGUCGGAGGUGCGGCUGCCGUUCUCGGUCGAGUCGGCAGCGCUGCGCGGCGCACGCGGCCACUUGUUCCCGGUGGCGGAGCGGCAGUCGGCGAGCACGACUCGCGUCGCUCUGGUGAGUCAGAGCCGACGCGGCGGAGGCGGCGCGCAUUUGUCGGGCUUCGAGACGCGAGCCCUCAAGGCCGGCGCCGCCGCGCGGCCGGCUGCGCCGAAGAGGCACCUGUACGUGACGGCGUGGACAGCGCGCGCGCUGUCUGCCGACGCCGGCCCCGAGGCGGCGGCGGCAUCAUCGCUGGUCCUCUCCGGAGCGGUGUCGAGCGUCGCGUCCGGCGCGGGCGCCACUCGUGCGACGGCGGCGGCGGCUGGCGGGCCUCGCUCUGUCGCGUUUGCCGCGGGGGUCGGCGGCGCCCGCGCCGAGCGCGAUUCGCUCGCCGUGAUGGCGGCCGCCUUUGACAUCGUGCGGGCCCACACCGCCAAGGUCGCGCUGCCGGUGUGGCUGCUGACGAGCCGCGCGUUCGGCGCCCGGCCAUCGGGCGGGUCUGGCGCGUCCGCGCACGCGGGCAUGAUGGGUUUGGCCCGCCAAGUGCGGUCCGAGGCGCCGACGUGCCGCUUGCCAGUCAUUGACCUCGACGCCGCCGCGGCAGUGGCGGGCUCGGCGGCGGCCGCCGCGAUGCUUGGGCUGGGGUACUCGGGCUUGCCUGAGCCCGAGGUCGCUUUCGACGCCGGCCGGCCGCGCGUGCCGCGGCUGGCCGAGGCGCCCGGCUCAAUCAGCGGGCCUGUUCGGAUGCACUUCGACGCGCGCGGCGCGGUGUCGAACCUCCGGAUCGUGCCUCAGGCCGAGGAGAGCUCCCCGCCUGCGGACGGCGAGGUCGAGCUGCGCGUGCGAGCGGUCGGUCUCAACUUCCGCGACGUGCUCAACGUCCUCGGCGUGUACCCCGGCGACCCCGGUCCUCCCGGCAGCGACUGCGCUGCAGACGUGGCUCGCUGCGGCGGCGGCGCGCCGCACCUGCGCGUGGGCGACGCUGUGCUCGGCCAUGGCCUGGCGGCGCUGGCAUCGUUUGCGCGGAGCGACUCGCGGCUGAUGGCGGCGAUCGACGACUCGCUGACGGUCGAGCAGGCGUGCACCCUGCCGACGACGUGGUGCACGGUUCACAUGUCGCUCCUCGCGUCGCGGCCUCGCGCGGGCCACCACGCGCUGCUGCAAGCGGGCGCCGGUGGCGUUGGCCUCGCAGCGGGCGAGUACACACAUUGGGUCGGCACGCGCGCAAGCGUGACGGUCGGCCGGCCGUACAAGCAUUGGUAUUUGCAUGGCAUGGGUCUGCGCGGCGAGACGCUCAGCUCGCGCGACGGCGGCGCGUUCCUCGCCGGCGCGGCGGCGCUCGUCCGCGCGUCGCGGCUGCGCUUCGUGCUCAACAGCUUGUCCGCCGACUUCAUCGCUGGCUCGUUUGCGCUGCUGGGCGAGGGCGGCUGCUUGUGCGAGAUCGGCAAGCGCGCGGUGUGGAGUGCGGAGCGGCUGCGGAGCGCGUCGCUUGCGCGCUACGUGGCGAUCGCGCUCGACAGCACGAUCGAGCAGACGCCGGUGUGGAUGCGGGGCACACUCCAGCGGUUGUCUGCGCGCGCGGCGGCGCGCGUGCUGCACGGGCUGCCACUGCAGAGCUUCGGGCUGGAGCGCGGCCUGCUCUCCGCGUUCCGCAGCCUGCAGGCCGGCACAAACACCGGCAAGGUGGUCAUCCUCAUCCCCGCCACCGCCACCGCGCCGCCGCGCGACACGCAUCUGCUCUCUGGCGGCACCGGCGGGCUCGGCCUGCUGACGGGCCGGUGGCUGGCCGCGGGCGGGGCCUCCACGGUUGUGCUCGCGGCGCGCGGCGGCGCGGUGUCGGAGGCGGACGGCGCGCGGCUGCGGAAGGCGCGGCCGCAAUGCUCCGUGUGCGUGGCGCGCGCCGACGCGGCGGAGCUGGCCGACAUCCGGCGGCUGGUGAGCGGGGCGCGUUGUGGCGAGGCGGGUCGGCUCGCGGGCUUGUGGCACGCGGCCGGCGUCCUAUCCGACGGGUUGCUGCGCGCCCAGACGGCGAGCACGCUCCGCCGCGUGUACGCUCCAAAGGUACACGGCGCCUGGGGCUUGCAGCUUGCGUGCGCCGCGGCGCCGCUCGAUGCGUGCGUCCUCUUCUCGUCCAUCGCGUCGCUGAUCGGCGGCGGUGGGCAGUCCAACUACGGCGCGGCGAACGGUUGCCUCGACUCGCUUGGCGUGUGUCGGCGGCAGCGCGGCCAGGCGGCGUCGAGCGUGCAGUGGGGGCCGUGGGCGGACGUGGGCAUGGCCGCGAGCAGCUCGGUCAACGCGCGGAUCCAGGCGUCGGGCAUGGGCCUGAUCGGGCUGGAGCAGGGCGCGACGGCGUUCCGUGCAGCGCUGCUGCCGGGCGUGCCGGCCGUGAUGAGCUUGGUCGUCCUUUCGUGGGGCAAGUUCCUCGGUCUGAUGCCGACGGUGCCGCCGCUGCUGGAAGGGUACGCUUCCCGCAAGGCGGCGCCGGCGGCGACUGGCGGGGCGUCUGAGAGCCGCGUCGUGACGCUCGAGAUGAUCAUGGAGUCGCUCGAGUCGACCAUCGGCACGGGCGUGGAUGCGGACGCGCCGCUGAUGGAGGCUGGCCUCGACUCGCUUGGAGCGGUCGAGCUCGGCAACCAGCUGCAGCAGGCGUCGGGGCAGACGCUGCCGUCGACGCUCAUCUUCGACUACCCGACGGCGCGGCAGCUCGCGGCGUACUUCGAGAGCUCCUCCAAGUCUGCCGGCGGCAGCGACGAGGCGGCCGGCGCGGCGACGUCCGCCGCCACGGCGCGGGCGGCUGCGACGCCGUUCAGCGCGGGCAGCUCGAGCACGUCUGGCGUGGUGCGCGUGUGCGGGCUGAGCGCCAUGAUGCCAGGGCGGGUCGGCCUUGUGAGCGGACUGGCGCAGAUGGCGUCGUGCGGCAGCGACCUGAUCUCAGAGGUGCCGCUCGGGCGCUGGCGGGUCGGCGGGCCAGGCUUCCCGGAUGGCGUGAUCGGCCAGCGCGCCCGGUACGGCGGCUUCCUGAGCGACGCGGAGCUCUUCGACAACGCGUUCUUCAGCGUGUCGCCGUCCGAGGCGGGGGCGAUGGACCCCCAGCAGCGGCUGCUCCUCGAGCGCUCGUUCGAGGCGCUGCACGGCGCGUCGUUCCAGAGGACCUCCCUGAUGGACCUGGUCGCCGGCGUCUUCCUCGGCGUCGCGGCGAACGACUUUGCGGAGGUCGUGCGGACGACGCCGUCGCUCGCGCGCAGCGUGUACGCUGCGACGGGCAGCAGCCACUCGGUCGCCUCCGGGCGCAUCUCGUUUGUGCUCGGGAUGCAGGGCCCGUGCGUGUCGUACGACACCGCGUGCUCGGCGGCGCUGGCGGCGAACCACGCGGCGCUGCGCGCGCUCCAGCACCGCGAGUGCGUCGCCGCGCUCUCGGUCGGUGUGAGCAUGAUGCUCCUCCCCGGCGUCGGCAUCACCUUCGCCACCGCCGGCAUGCUCUCCGCCGGCGGCCACUGCCACACCUUCGACUCGCGCGCGGACGGGUACGUGCGUGGCGAGGCGUGCUGCGCCGCGACGCUGCGCGUCAGCAGCUUUGCCGCGCACGACACGCUGCGACUGGUCGGCAGCUGCGUGCGGCAGGACGGCAAGAGCGCGAGCCUGACGGCGCCCAACGGCCAGGCGCAGCGGGCGCUGCUGUGGGCCGCGCUCGCCGACGCCGCGAUGCUGAGCGACCAGGUGGCUUGCGUGGAGGCUCACGGCACGGGCACGGCGCUGGGCGACCCGAUCGAGGCGCGCUCGCUCGCCUCGCUGCACACGGGGCGGCAGGACGACGAGGCGCUCGCGGUGGGGAGCGUCAAGGCGAACGGCGGGCACGCCGAGCCAGCGGCGGGCAUCACGGGUCUGUUGCGGCUGGCGGUCGGUGUGCGUGACCGGGUGGCGCCGCCGAACAGCCAGCUGCGCGCCGUCAACCCGCACGUGGUGGAGGCGUUCGACGGCAUCUCGUGCACGCUUCCGACCCAGCUGUCGGCCGCGCCGGCGUGCUACGCGCAGGCGAGCGGGCUCUGCGCCGGCGGCGUGAGCUCGUUUGGGUACAGCGGCACGAUCGUGCACGCGCUGCUCCAGGACGACGGCGUGGCGCGUGGCGCGGGCAGGCCGGCGGCGGCUUCGUCGCCGCAUUACGUGCGCCGGUCUUUCGCGUGGUCGGAGCAGGCGCAUCCGCUAGCGCAGGGGGUGGACGCGGCGGCGCCGAGCGGGCUCGUUCGCUACGCAUCACCGGCAGCCGGCGCACUGCGUAGCUUGGUGGCGGACCACAUCGUCCAGGGCCGCGUCGUCUUCCCUGGCGCCGGCUACCUCGAGAUGGCGCGCGCGGCGAGCGACGCGGCGACCGACGCGGCGACCGACGCGGCGACCGACGCGGCGAGCAGCUUGCUGCGGCGCGUCUUCUUCCUGCAGCCCCUCUUGCUCGACGGUGACUUGAGUGCAACGGCGGUCAGCGUGGACAUCUCCAUGGCCGACGAGCGGUUCGACGUCAACACCGAGGACAUCGAGACGGGCAGUAAGACGUCGCACUGUGCGGGCGGUGCGUCCAUCCUCCAGAAGGCGGUGCGCAGCUUGUCGCACGCGGGCUUGCGCGCGUCGUGCGCGCAGCCAGUCGACGCUGCCGUCAUCUACGCGGGCUUCCGCUCGGUCGGCCUCGAGUACGGCCCCGAGUACCGCACGCUCACUUCGGCGCGCGUGUCGCGCGAUGCGGGCGUCGCUGUUGGCCAGUUGCGCCGGCGCUCGCGCAAGGAGGGCACGAGUGUCCAUCCGGCCGACCUCGACGGCUCGCUGCACCUGACUGCCUUGCUGGCCGAGGCAACUGCGGCGGGCGAGAUCCGGCUCCCCUUCUCGGUCGGCGAAGCGGCGCUGACUGACGUUAGCGGCUCUUCGUGGCCGGUGGCGGAGCGGCAGGGCGCCAAUAUGACGGGCGUGUGGGUUGGGGCCAAGGACGCCAAGUCGGCCAACUCGCCUGGUGCACGCCUGAGCAACUUUGAGACGCGCGUGCUCAAGGCGGCGCCUCUGGCAACUCCGGCACGCAAGUCGACCCACCUGUACGUCACGUCGUGGCAGACUACGACGGUGCCGGCCGCUGAGGACGCCAAGGCAGCGCUCGUGAUAUGCGCCUCGGCUCUGGCCGGCGCUACCUCGAGUUUUUUUAGCGCUGCGGGAACGGCGCCGCCAACGUCGAUCGGCUCAGUGGUGUACGCCGUCGGCCUCUCUGCUGGCGCCAAGGCCUCCCACUCGCUCGCCGGCCUGAUGGCCGCGUUUGAUGUUGCGCGCACGCACACCAUCACGCGUUCGACGCCUCCAAUGUGGAUGGUCUCGGCUGGCGCCCUUGCCGCCCGCUCGAAUGGCACCAGCGUCUCGAGCCACGCGGGCCUGAUGGGCCUGACCCGCCAGGCGCGUUCCGAGGCGCCGCAGUCGUGCUUGCCAGUCAUCGACUUGGACGUGCUCAGCCCGGGCGUGACCGAGCUGGCGGCGGUGUCGAAGCUGGCCGGCAAGCUCGGCCUUGGCUACAACGGCACGCCCGAGCCCGAGAUCGCCUUUGACGGCACGAGCCAGCGCGUGCCGCGCCUGACCGAGGCGGCCGGCUCGCUGGGCGGACCGAUCAAGCUCUACUUCGACGCCCGCGGCGCCGUCAGCAACCUGCGGGUGGUCUCGCAAGAGGAGGACGACUCAGAUUCGGUCCACGGUGAGGUCAAGCUGCACGUUGGCGCGGUCGGCCUCAACUUCCGCGACGUACUCAACGUGCUCGGCGUGUACCCCGGCGACCCGGGCCCUCCCGGCGGUGAUUGCGCAGUUCACGUUGCUGCCGUGGGCACCGGGUUCUCGCACCUCAAGGUUGGCGACGCAGCGCUUGGGCACGGCCUCGCUGCUCUUGCUUCUCUGUCUAAGUCUGACGCGCGCCUGAUGGCGGCCAUCACCGACUCGCUCUCGUUCGAGCAGGCGUGCACCCUGCCGACGACGUGGUGCACGGUUCACAUGUCGCUGCUCGCGGCCCGGCCGGCGGCUGGCCACGACGUGCUUCUGCACGCUGGCGCUGGUGGUGUCGGCCUGACCUCGCAAGAGUACUGCCACUUCAUCGGCAAUUGCGCGAUGGCCAACGUCGGCCGGCCGUACAAGCACUUCUAUCUGCACAAGAUGGGCCUCGCCGGCCGCACGCUCAGCUCGCGCGACGGCAGCGCCUUUGCGCUCGGCGCGUCGAAGCUGCUUCGCUCCGGCCGGCUGCGCUUCUCGCUCAACAGCCUGUCGGCGGACUUCAUCGCGUGCACCUUCGCGCUGUUGCAGCAGGACGGCCGUUUGUGCGAGAUUGGUAAGCGCGCUGUGUGGAGCUACGAGCGGCACGAGGUGGCGUGCUCCAACAACUUCACGAUGAUCGCGCUCGACUCGACGAUCGACCAGGCGCCGUGGUGGAUGUGCGGUACGCUCAGGACUCUGUCCGCACGCGCGGAUGCCUUUGUGCUCCACGGCUUGCCCAUGGAGCUCUUCGACCUCGAGAGGAACGUCUUGGCCGCCUUCCGCACGCUGCAGAGCGGCACCAACACCGGCAAGGUGGUGGUGCGCAUCCCGAAAACGGCCCCGACGCCGCCACGCGGGGCCCACCUGCUCUCUGGCGGCACGGGCGGCCUCGGCCUGGUCACGAGCAAGUGGCUCGGCGAGAGCGGCGCUUCUUCGGUGGUGCUCGCGGCCCGCGGCGGCAAGGUCGCCCCUGCGGACAGCGAGACGUUCAAGAGGAUCGCCAAGUGCAGCUUCAGCGUAGUCAAGUGCGACGCGGCCGAGCUGGCGGACACCGCUCGCAUGGUGGGCGCCAUUCUUGCCAAGGACAGCACGCUGGCGGGCGUGUGGCACGCGGCGGGCGUGCUGUCGGACGGGCUGUUGCGCGGCCAGAACGCUUCGACAAUCAAGCGCGUCUUCGCGCCCAAGGUGGCUGGCGCGUGGGCGCUGCAGCAGGCGGCCGCCAUGGCGCCGCUCGACACGUAUGUGCUCUUCUCGUCUAUCGCCGCGCUGAUUGGUGGCGGCGGCCAGUCCAACUACGCUGCGGCCAAUGGCAUGCUCGACGCACUCGGCGCUUGCCGGCGCGUGCGCGCCAUGAACGCGACGUCAGUGGAGUGGGGCCCGUGGGCGGCCAUCGGCAUGGCAGCGGACGAGUCAAUCAAUGCUCGCAUCCAAGCCAGCGGCAUCGGGCUCAUCAGCCUCGAGCAGGGAACACUUGCCUUUCAGGCGACGCUGCAGCCUGCCGUGUCUGGCGUGAUGAGCCUGGUGGUGCUCACUUGGAGCAAGUUCCUGAGCCUGCUCCCAGAGGUGCCACCGCUGAUGGCCAACUACGCAAGCCGCAAGCGCGCAGUGGCGACUGGCAGUGGGAAGGUGAAAGAGGUCACGCUCGAGAUGAUCCAGGAGACGCUCAAGUCGACGACUGGCAGCGAGGUCGACCCCGACGCGCCGCUGAUGGAGGCUGGCCUCGACUCGCUUGGAGCGGUCGAGCUCGGCAACCAGCUGCAGCAGGCGUCGGGGCAGACGCUGCCGUCGACGCUCAUCUUCGACUACCCGACGGCGCGGCAGCUCGCGGCGUACUUCGAGAGCUCCUCCAAGUCUGCCGGCGGCAGCGACGAGGCGGCCGGCGCGGCGACGUCCGCCGCCACGGCGCGGGCGGCUGCGACGCCGUUCAGCGCGGGCAGCUCGAGCACGUCUGGCGUGGUGCGCGUGUGCGGGCUGAGCGCCAUGAUGCCAGGGCGGGUCGGCCUUGUGAGCGGACUGGCGCAGAUGGCGUCGUGCGGCAGCGACCUGAUCUCAGAGGUGCCGCUCGGGCGCUGGCGGGUCGGCGGGCCAGGCUUCCCGGAUGGCGUGAUCGGCCAGCGCGCCCGGUACGGCGGCUUCCUGAGCGACGCGGAGCUCUUCGACAACGCGUUCUUCAGCGUGUCGCCGUCCGAGGCGGGGGCGAUGGACCCCCAGCAGCGGCUGCUCCUCGAGCGCUCGUUCGAGGCGCUGCACGGCGCGUCGUUCCAGAGGACCUCCCUGAUGGACCUGGUCGCCGGCGUCUUCCUCGGCGUCGCGGCGAACGACUUUGCGGAGGUCGUGCGGACGACGCCGUCGCUCGCGCGCAGCGUGUACGCUGCGACGGGCAGCAGCCACUCGGUCGCCUCCGGGCGCAUCUCGUUUGUGCUCGGGAUGCAGGGCCCGUGCGUGUCGUACGACACCGCGUGCUCGGCGGCGCUGGCGGCGAACCACGCGGCGCUGCGCGCGCUCCAGCACCGCGAGUGCGUCGCCGCGCUCUCGGUCGGUGUGAGCAUGAUGCUCCUCCCCGGCGUCGGCAUCACCUUCGCCACCGCUGGCAUGCUCUCCGCCGGCGGCCACUGCCACACCUUCGACUCGCGCGCGGACGGGUACGUGCGUGGCGAGGCGUGCUGCGCCGCGACGCUGCGCGUCAGCAGCUUUGCCGCGCACGACACGCUGCGAGUGGUCGGCAGCUGCGUGCGGCAGGACGGCAAGAGCGCGAGCCUGACGGCGCCAAACGGCCAGGCGCAGCGGGCGCUGCUGUGGGCCGCGCUCGCCGACGCCGCGAUGCUGAGCGACCAGGUGGCUUGCGUGGAGGCUCACGGCACGGGCACGGCGCUGGGCGACCCGAUCGAGGCGCGCUCGCUCGCCUCGCUGCUCACGGGACGCCGGAAUAACGAGGCGCUCGCGGUGGGGAGCGUCAAGGCGAACGGCGGGCACGCCGAGCCAGCGGCGGGCAUCACGGGUCUGCUGCGGCUGGCGGUCGGUGUGCGUGACCGGGUGGCGCCGCCGAACAGCCAGCUGCGCGCCGUCAACCCGCACGUGGUGGAGGCGUUCGACGGCAUCUCGUGCACGCUUCCGACCCAGCUGUCGGCCGCGCCGGCGUGCUACGCGCAGGCGAGCGGGCUCUGCGGCGGCGGCGUGAGCUCGUUUGGGUACAGCGGCACGAUCGUGCACGCGCUGCUCCAGGACGACGGAGAUGGCGGCCAGGCGCCGGUUGACAGCGUUCCAGUGCGCUUUAACCGUCGGCGGUUCCCUUGGCCGCGGCCAGCCAUUGUCGCCGCUGCAGACGAAGCGGAGCUCCUGGGCUUUGGAUUCUCCUGGGUCGAUUCGGACGUCCCUGAGGCGGGCGGAAAUGGCGGCUUGGAUUGGCUCUUGAUCGGCGAGCGGAAGCAGGUUGGCCCCGCCUCGCGCGUCUACCACGAGCAGCCGUCGAAGGUCACAGCGCUCAGCGAAGUCGGCGGCAAGUCCGUCAGGAACGUCGUUCUGCUUGCGGAGACGCAUGAUGCCGCUGCUCCGUCCAUGCUAGGGAUGUCCACGCUGCUGGCAGUCACGAGGCAGCUCAUCCAGAUGAAGCCCCCUCCCAGGCUGUUGUGCCUCUGCCGAGGGACGCAGCACCCGCGACCGUUGGAGCUAGCCGAGCCGAUGGCUGCAGCUUCAGCCGGCGGCGUCUGGGGGUUCCUGAGGAGCGUGGCCCUCGAGCAACCCGCUGCUGAUUGGCUCAUUCGUGACGUGCGCUCCGAGCCAUCAGCCACAGAGGUUGCCCGGAUGCUGCGUGCAGCGGCGGCCUUUGGGGAGGACGGAGGCGUGCCGAGGGAGCUGGCCCAGAGCUCCAGCGGCACGUGGCAUGCGCCGAGACUUGUGCGCACUGGUGCCAUCCCUUCCAGUGCGGACAGCGUCAGCGGCGCCGGGGUCAACAUCAUCACCGGGGGACUCGGCGGCCUGGGGCUUCGGGCCGCAAAGGCGCUGGCGGGCGAUCCAUCCUCGCACCUUGUGCUCUCGUCGCGGAGCGGGCGCAUCACGCGCGCGGGGCAGGGCCUCGGUGCGCAGCUGCGCUCGCUUGAAGCCUCGAAGAGCAACUUGCGCAUCCGUGCGUGCGACAUCGCGGCGCCGGAGGACGCCGUCGCCCUCCUUCGCGAGAGCCACUCGCUGCGGCGUCCGCGACUCGCGACCCGCGUGAUCCACGCGGCAGGCGUCCUGGCGGACGGCCUGGUGCGGAAGCUGACUCCCAGCGACCUUGGCGCUGUCUUUGCCGCCAAGGCUCACGGAGCAGCUGCCAUCCAUUCCGCCUCGACCACUCUCAACUUUUCCGCGUUUGUGGCAUUCUCCUCCGUCGCCUCGGCCUACGGUAACAUUGGCCAGGCCAACUACGCCGGUGCCAACUCGUACCUCGACGUGCUUGUGACCCUGCGGCGUGCGUGCGGGCUACGUGGAUGCAGCCUGCAGCUGCCCCCAGUCGGGGGCGCGGGAAUGGGUGAGGCGCUCGCCUCCAAGUUCAGCGGAAUGGCCGAGAUCUGGACACUGCCGCUCGAGCGGUACGCCGCGUGGCUUGCCCAGUCCCUCUCCCUUUGCCCCUCGGCCGUGGCGACCGCCCUCAGCAGUGAUGCCCUCGCCCAGUUUCCCGUCUCGGCCCGGGCACUGCUCGUUGACGAUGCCCUCGGACGCGGCGCGGCGUCCGCGAUGCCGCCCCCUUCCGGUCCCGCUCGUGCGGCGGACCUGAGCACGGAGCAGAUCCAGUCGACCCUCCUGCGGGAGGUCACUGCGCUCACGAGCAUCGACGCCCUCACUGUGGACACGCCUCUGAUGGAGGCGGGCGUCGACUCGAUGGCGGCGCUCGAGCUGCGCAACCGCGUGGAGGAGGUGAUGGGCGUCCGCCUGAAGAACGAGGACCUGCUCGCAGACGCCGACGAGCUCACGGUCGCACAGCUCACGAGCGCGAUCGAGCGGCGCGCCGCCGGCGCCGGCGGUGGCGCUGCGGGCGAGAGCGGCCCAUCAAGUGGCGGGUCGGUGAGUCUGAGCUUCAUGAACACGUCGGUCGUGGCGGGCACGGCCGCGCCGAUCGCCGAGCGGCUCCGCCGCCCGAUCCUCUUUGUGUUGAGCAGCCCGCGCUCGGGCUCGUCGCUGCUGCAGCUCUGUCUGCAGGCCAACCCGGCCCUCUACGCCGGCCAGGAGCUGUACCUGCUCAUGUUCGACUCGAUGGGCGAGCGCGCCGCCGUGCCCGAGAUGCGCUUCGUCGAGGAGGGCCUCGUCAAGACCAUCAUGGAGCUCAGCGCCAGCUCGGCGGCCGCCGCGCGCGCGCGCAUCGCGCGCUUCGGCGCCGACUGCCCGACGUGGCGCGUCUACCAGGCGCUGCAGCGAAUGAGCGGCCCGCGCAUGCUCGUCGACAAGACGCCCGCCAACGCGAGCCACGUCUCCUUCAUGCGGCGCGCGCGGGAGACCUUCGAGCACGCGCGCUACAUCCACCUGAUCCGCCACCCGUACGCCUGCAUCUCGUCCGGCCUCCAGAUGUUCCGCGACUUCCUCGACGUGUCCGAGACCACGUGGGCUAUGGUGGAGCAGUCGUGGGUCGACACGAACCGCGCGUGCGACGAGUUCAUGGCGGAGCUGCGCGCGGAGCAGCCCGAGCAGCGAGGGCAGUCGAUGGUGCUCCGCUACGAGGACUUUUUGCGCGACCCGGCGGGCGCGACGCGCGGCGUCUGCGAGGCGCUUCUGGGCGUGGAGUGGGCGGAGGGGAUGGCCAACCCGUACGAGACGAGCGCGAUUCAGAGCUUCGAGGCGGCCGAGUCCAAGUCGACGACCGACCAGAAGCUGCUCAAGCGCAAGGCGAUCGAGCCGCGCCAGGCAGAGAAGUGGCGCGAGGUGCAGCUGCCGCAGCCGCUGCUCGAGACCACAAAGGCGCUCGCGGCGGGGCACGGGUACGAGCUCCUGCCGGACCUCACGCCCGAGCUCUCGUGGAUCGCCCAGCCCGAGGGCACGCCAGCCGGCGCGCCGACCGUCUGCAUCCACGACUUCACCGGCCUCUUGUGGGGCUUCCGCGCGCUCGCGCCGCUGCUGUCAACCUCGGGCUGCCUCGGCAUCCAUGCGUCGACGCGGCUUCUCGACGGGUGCGCCUGCAUGCAAGAGCUCGCGGCGCAGUACGUGCAGCUGCUGCCAAAGGGCCUGUGGAUGGGCGGGGCGCCGGUGCGGCUGAUUGGCUACUCGCUCGGCUGCCGCGUCGCCUACUGGAUGGCGUGCCUCCUCGAGGCGGAGGGGCGGCCGGUCGAGCUCGUGCUGCUCGACGGGCCGGCGGCCGGCGACGACGGCUACCCGCCGCGGAUGGGCGGGUACGCGUCGGAGGUGGCCGAAGAGAUCCGGCUCAACAUGGGCCUCGCGCCGCCGCCGGACGGGCGCCCCGCCUCGCUCGGGCCGCAGGGCGGCGGCGCCGGCUCGGCGGCGCAGGCCAUGCAGUUUGCGGUGAUGAAGCGCUCCGGCUCGUUCCGGAUGCUCUUCACCCUGCUCGAGGAUGCGGGCGAAGACGCCGCCGCCGCCGCGGUGCGGCUCAUCGAGCUGCCCGACCGCGUGGCGGAGCCGCUCGGCCCGGUGCGAGCGCCGGUCCUCUUUGUGCACACGGAGCAGAUCCGCGAGAACGGCACCGCCGGCGUGCUGCUUGAGCGCGUGCCACACGCGACGGCCGUCAAGGUUCCGGGCGACCACUUCUCCUUCAUCACAAAGAGCGCGACGCAGAUUGCGGAGGCGGUCGCGGGGUGGCCCUCGCCGUCCCCAGCGUAGUCCAUAGUACAGUGUUGUGUGUGUACUACAAUCUACAUGCAGGCCGUGUUGGUUUGGCCAGAUACCAUGUGAAGUUUGGGGGGGGUUGUUACGAGUACUCGCUAUGAUCUGAGUGUCUU